CCUCUAGCUACCUAUAUAGCGACCUCUUGUUUUAUCACAUUUCAAUUCAAAAAACCUAAACGUCAAACCCUCCGCCAUUGUCCCCUUCUAUUCAACAGUGGGCUUAUAUACACUUCAUUCAGUCAUUCCUCCCUUUUUCAGUAUACUCCAUACUAUUCUCUAUUUGUAUCUUCGGAUUCAGCCUAUCGAAGAUGUCGCUGAGGCCGAACACGAGAGUUGAGGAUCGCCGGAACCGGUACAAGGUUGCCGUGGACGCGGAGGAGGGUCGCCGGAGGAGAGAGGACACCAUGGUAGAGAUUCGCAAGAAUCGAAGGGAGGAGUCAUUGCAGAAGAAGCGGCGUGAAGGGCUUCAAGCAAAUCAGCAAUUUGAUCUUCCUGCCCAUUCCGAAAAGAAGCUGGAUGCUCUACCCGCAAUGGUAGCUGGUGUUUUAAGCAAUGAAGGCAACUUGCAGCUUGAGUCAACUACUCAGUUUCGAAAAUUACUUUCAAUAGAAAGGAGUCCUCCAAUUGAUGAAGUGAUCCAAGCAGGUGUAGUUCCUCGGUUGGUUCAAUUUCUCGCCAGGGAUGACUUUCCGCAGCUUCAGUUUGAGGCAGCAUGGGCACUCACCAAUAUUGCUUCAGGAACAUCUGAGCAUACUCGGGUGGUAAUUGAUUCUGGAGCCGUCCCAAUCUUUGUGAGGCUUCUCAGUUCUUCUAGUGAUGAUGUCCGGGAACAGGCUGUAUGGGCUUUGGGGAAUGUAGCUGGUGAUUCUCCCAAAUGUCGGGAUCUUGUGUUAAGCUUGGGUGCUCUAAAUCCUUUGACUGCUCAGUUGAAUGCAAAUGCCAAGCUGUCUAUGCUGAGAAAUGCCACCUGGACGCUCUCAAAUUUCUGUAGAGGCAAACCACAGCCCCCUUUCGAACUGACUAGGCCAGCGCUUCCGAUACUUCAGCAACUUACACAAUCAACUGAUGAAGAAGUUAUUACAGAUGCAUGUUGGGCUCUCUCGUAUCUGUCAGAUGGUACUAAUGAUAAAAUUCAAGCUGUCAUUGAUUCUGGAGUGUGUCCACGAUUGGUGGAGCUUCUACAGCACCCUUCACCUUCAGUUAUAGUCCCUGCAUUGCGUGCAGUUGGGAAUAUCGUCACCGGAGAUGACAUGCAAACUCAGUGUAUUAUUGAGUACCGUGGGCUGUACUGCCUAACAACAUUACUAACGGGCACCUACAAGAAAAGUAUUAAGAAGGAAGCCUGCUGGACGAUCUCAAACAUUACUGCUGGCAACAAGGACCAGAUCCAGGCUGUGAUAGAAGCUAAUAUAAUUGGACCUCUUAUUGAUUUGCUUCAAAAUGGAGAGUUUGAUAUUAAAAAAGAAGCUGCUUGGGCUAUCUCAAAUGCCACAUCUGGGGGUAGUCAUGAUCAGAUUAAGUACCUUGUAAGUCAAGGUUGUAUCAAGCCACUGUGUGAUCUUCUCGUUUGUCCUGACCCAAGAAUUGUCACUGUCUGCCUCGAAGGACUUGAAAACAUUCUGAAGGUUGGGGAAGCUGAGAAGAACAUGGGCUUGAUGGGCGACACAAAUGGUUAUGCUCAAAUGAUCGAGGAUUGUGAAGGUUUGGAAAAAAUAGAGAACCUUCAAAGUCACGACAACCAGGAGAUUUAUGAGAAGGCGGUGAAGAUUCUAGAGACUUAUUGGUUGGAGGAAGAAGAUGAUGCUAUGCCACCCGGCGAUGUUGCAUCUGAGCAACAGGGUGGAUUCCAGUUUGGUGCCAGUGGAGAUGUAGCCGUUCCUUCGGGUGGUUUCAGCUUCAACUGAGUGAAUGUGUCAUGGAUGGUGUGUUGUGCAUGCGGUUUGUUGCUUUGCACAUUUAUUUUGACUUCAUAAAAUUGCGAAAAGCGGUUUUAUAUUUCUGAUGACCUUUUCAUCAAUUUCUGCGUAGGUUUUACUUGGUUUUCAACAGGAUUUUGCACGUUCUAUUUAUUUCCUGCAGUUCAACAUGUGGUAGUCUUGCUGCUCCUCACAUCUAGACUCUAGAGACAUACUUGGGCUGCUACUAUAUGGUUUGGUGAUCAAAGAGAGAUUCAUUUAUUUUCUUGAGAACUACUUUGUGGUUUUACUAUUCAAGUACUUUUAGUAUACAUCCAUGUUCAUGCUGGGAAUUUUGACAAUCUGAAGUCUGGAUUUCCCCAGCUUUGUACUAAACUUUAAGGUGGAAAAGGGUUCACCUUUUUUAUUAUGAAUAUUUUAUUGCAGUAUAUCGACUUGCUUCAUGUUUUUUCAUGUAUGUUUCAGAUGAAACACAUGGAAAUGAAAUUUGUUGUGUGAACAAACUAACAAAGUAAGAAUUAAU
This is a messenger RNA of Cuscuta epithymum, 2322 nucleotides long. The record is from the annotation of a GenBank genome assembly. NCBI's taxonomy places the organism in Eukaryota, Viridiplantae, Streptophyta, Magnoliopsida, Solanales, Convolvulaceae.